CGGAUGUCCAUCGGGAGUGUGACGGCGCAGGCGCAGUGAGCAGCAGAGCGGAUCCACAGUUCGCGUUAAAAUGAGCUCCAUCGGGACCGGGUAUGACCUGUCAGCCUCGACCUUCUCUCCAGAUGGACGAGUGUUUCAGGUGGAAUACGCCAUGAAGGCCGUCGAGAACAGCAGCACGGCCAUCGGUAUCCGCUGUAAGGACGGUGUUGUGUUUGGUGUGGAGAAACUGGUUCUGUCCAAACUCUACGAGCAAGGAUCCAACAAACGCAUCUUCAACAUCGACAGACACGUCGGCAUGGCUGUAGCAGGUCUCCUUGCUGAUGCUCGUUCUCUUGCUGAAGUCGCUCGUGAAGAAGCUUCGAACUUCAGAUCAAACUACGGUCACGACAUUCCUCUGAAGCAUCUGUCAGACAGAGUGGCGAUGUACGUUCACGCAUACACACUGUACAGCGCUGUGAGGCCGUUCGGCUGCAGUUUCAUUCUGGGUUCAUAUGAUAAAGACGACGGUCCUCAGCUCUACAUGGUCGACCCGUCCGGCAUUUCAUACGGUUACUGGGGCUGUGCCAUCGGUAAAGCGAAGCAAGCGGCGAAGACAGAGAUCGAGAAGCUUCAGAUGAAAGACAUGACGUGCAGAGAGCUCGUUAAAGAGGUCGCCAAGAUUAUCUACAUCGUUCAUGAUGAAGUGAAAGACAAAGCCUUCGAGCUGGAGCUCAGCUGGGUCGGAGAACUAACAAACGGACGACACGAGCUGGUACCCAAAGACAUCAGAGAGGAAGCAGAGAAAUACGCCAAGGAUUCUCUGGAGGAGGAAGACGACUCUGAUGAAGACAACAUGUAACACUUUGCUUCUUUUUUUAUGUUUUAUAAAGUUUACAAACGUCAGCUGUUUUUUUUUUUCUUGGUUUUGACCGAAAAUAAAUAAAAAAAUAAAA
Molecule: messenger RNA, 932 nt
Organism: Scomber japonicus (chub mackerel)
Lineage: Eukaryota; Metazoa; Chordata; Actinopteri; Scombriformes; Scombridae
Gene: psma3
Product: proteasome 20S subunit alpha 3
Exons: 11
Coding region: 71-838 (255 amino acids)
Biological process (GO): ubiquitin-dependent protein catabolic process
Cellular component (GO): synapse; proteasome core complex; proteasome core complex, alpha-subunit complex
Source: RefSeq, a predicted model, not a curated record